Messenger RNA from Sesamum indicum (sesame), 2431 nucleotides. Its product is annotated as cellulose synthase-like protein E6. Gene Ontology annotation, biological process: cellulose biosynthetic process. Gene Ontology annotation, cellular component: membrane. Gene Ontology annotation, molecular function: cellulose synthase (UDP-forming) activity. Lineage: Eukaryota; Viridiplantae; Streptophyta; Magnoliopsida; Lamiales; Pedaliaceae. The record is from RefSeq and is a predicted model, not a curated record.
UAAUGGUGCAAGGCUUUAUUAUAUUUACAGCAAGAACCAUACUGAGAGAGCAACAAAGACGGUGCCCAGCAAGCAAGAACACGCAGUUACACUGAACAGCAAGCAAGAACACGCAGUUAGACAUUCAGUUUGUGCUCAGGGAGGGGGAGAGAGAGAGAGAUGAGUGCAAAGAGCGGAGAAGUAGAUGUUCCUCCAUUGUUUGUGACCAAAGCAGCGAAAGGAAGAGCUGCACACAGACUUCUUUGCUUCACAAUAAUGGUUGGCAUAGUGUUGAUAUGGAUCUACAGACUGGGUCACAUUCCCGGAGCAGACCGACCCGGAAGAUAUGCUUGGGUCGGACUGUCUGUUUCGGAGGUCUUGUUUGGUCUGUAUUGGGUUAUCACUCAGGCGGGUCGGUGGCGUGUCGUCUAUCGAUAUCCCUUCAGGGACAGACUCUCCUCUACCAGAUACAAGGACAAGUUGCCGGGAGUCGAUGUUUUUGUUUGUACAGCCGAUCCGACGUUAGAGCCGCCAAUGUUGGUGAUCAACACAGUCUUGUCUGUCAUGUCGUAUAAUUAUCCACCCGAAAAACUUAGCGUGUACCUGUCGGAUGAUGGCUGCUCUGAACUAACAUUCUAUGCUCUACUGGAGGCCUCUGAAUUUUCCAAGUAUUGGAUACCGUUCUGCAAGAAAUACAAUGUUGAGCCGAGGGCUCCUGAAAUCUAUUUUGGUCAGAGUAGCCCUUUACAUGAAUCAGAUUUCAGGCAGGAAUGGAGUCAAAUCAAGACUAUGUAUGAAGAUAUGAAGAGACGGAUAGAAUCAGCGGGGGCAAAGGGUUGUGUUCCGCGAGAAAUCAAAGAUCAGCACAAAGGGUUCUUGGAAUGGGAUUCUAAGAUUACGAAGCAGGAUCAUCAGUCCAUUGUUCAGAUUUUGAUAGAUGGAUGGAACUCCCAAGCAACUGAUAUUGACGGAAACAGGUUACCUACACUGGUUUACUUGUCCCGAGAGAAGAGACCAGGAUGGGCUCAUAACUUCAAGGCCGGAUCGAUGAAUUCAUUGAUAAGAGUGUCAUCAGAAAUCAGCAAUGCACCAAUCAUUCUCAAUCUUGACUGUGAUAUGUACUCAAAUGAUCCCAAUGCAAUACAAGAUGCAUUAUGCUUCUUUUUGGACGAAAAGCAAGGGCAGCAAAUCUCAUACGUGCAGUAUCCUCAGUGCUAUAGAAACAUCACUGAGAAUGAUAUUUAUGCAAAUGCGUCCUGUGCAACUUUUAAAAUUGAGCUUGCUGGUUUAGAUGGUUUUGGUGGAGCUCUGUACAUUGGAACCGGAUGCUUCCAUAGGAGAGACAGCCUGCUAGGGAAGGUAUAUUCUAAGGAUCACAGACUUGAAUUGAACAGUGUCGAAGAUAACGUUAAGGGCAGAACGGUUGAAGAAUUGGAGGCAGCUUCUAAGCCUUUGGCAGAUUGUAGUUAUGAGAAUGGUACUCUGUGGGGAAAAGAGAUGGGGUUGGUGUAUGGAUAUCCUGUGGAGGACAUCGUCACGGGCUUAACAAUCCAGUGCAGAGGAUGGAAUCCCGUUUACUACAAUCCAAGCAAGAAUGCAUUCCUGGGUGUUGCUCCGACAACCUUAGAUAUAGCUCUUAUUCAAUUCAAGAGAUGGUCCGAGGGCAUGUUUCAGAUUUUCUAUUCCAAGUACUGCCCCUUCAUCUAUGGCCACGGCAAAAUAAAACUGGGUGCCCAAAUGGGGUACUGUAUCUACCUUCUAUGGGCUCUCGUUUCAUUGCCUACGCUGUGUUAUACUGUCGUUCCUGCUCUAUGUUUGGUCCAGAACGUGCCGUUGUUCCCUAAGGUGUCUAGCUGGUGGUUCAUACCUUUCACCUACGUUUUCGCUGCGAAAACUGCGCACAGCUUAGUCGAAGACCUUAUGUGCGGUGAUACACUACGAGGAUGGUGGAACUUGCAAAGAAUGUGGUUGUUUAGGCGGACGACUUCUUACUUCUUUGCCUUCAUAGACACAGUAUCCAAGCACUUAGGCUUCUCCGAGACAUCGUUUGCACUCACCGCUAAAGUUGUGGACGACGAGGUGCGAAAGAGGUACGAGAAGGAAAUCAUGGAAUUUGGAAGCUCAUCCAUCAUGCAUCUCAUGAUCGGUACGCUUGCAGUUCUGAACCUUUUCAGCUUUGGAUACGGGAUCAAGAAGGUCGUUUUCUCCACCCCAGAGGCGUUGGCCGAGUUGGUACCGCAAAUCAUUGUUUCGGGGCUGAUAGUAAUGGUGAAUUAUCCAGUUUAUGAAGCUUUCUUCAUCCGUAGGGACAAGGGAAGCAUGCCAUCCUCGGUUAUGUUCAAGUCCCUAGCUAUAGCAUCCGUCGCAUGCCUCAUUCCUAUGUACUAGCUCAAAGGAGACGGUUUUUGGAAAGUGGGCUUGCAAGUUCCAAAUCAGAAGAAAUUCGUACUUA